This is a messenger RNA of Prorocentrum cordatum, 724 nucleotides long. The record is from the annotation of a GenBank genome assembly. NCBI's taxonomy places the organism in Eukaryota, Dinophyceae, Prorocentrales, Prorocentraceae.
GAGUGUGCGGGCGGGUCUUGCGGACCAAAGUUUUGACUCCAGGUGGUGGCCAUUUGGCCCUGCCGGCUGCCUCGUGCAAUGGAACAUCCACGACUUCAACAUCGCCAGUGCGCAGUUGGAGAGCAUCCGCGCGAUGCUGAACGCGGACAUCGACGAGGACUGGGUCUCGGGGGGCCCGCUGGCCACGCAGCCCAAGUCCGACGGCCGCCGUGCCCCGCGGCGCUGCGAGCGACAGUGGAGUGACAUUUUCGGGCGCAUGGUCGAGCUAGCGGCGCGGUCGCCGACGCAUCUGCACCGCUGGCAGAAGACGUUCUCGGCGAUCGACCGCGUCUUCGCCGCGUGCCCAGCCCGGCUCCUCGAGCAAACGCGGCAACGAGCGGGGGUCAUCGAGCCACCUGGGGAGCUGGUCGCCCGCGGGCUCAGCGACCGCGGGGCCCUUCUGGUGCGCUUCGGCCACCGCGACGGCGACGACGACCCCUUUGGGCAGAUGCGGUUGGACAGCGGCUGCAAACCGAUUCCGCCGCCCUUCUUCUGGGCGUCCGGUGCCGGGGAGCUGAUCUCCUUGUUCGCCGCGGCUGUGGCUCCUGAUUCGUUCGCCGCUCGCCCGCCGACCAUGCUGGGCCUGCGCGCUCGCGUCCUGCAGGAGGUCGGCGCCCGCGCGCGGGGCGGGCAGCUGCGGCGGGGACCGAACUCGAAGGCCUCGAGGGCCAUGGUGUUCCGCCGC